Messenger RNA from Xiphias gladius (swordfish), 3664 nucleotides. RefSeq lists its product as uncharacterized. Gene Ontology annotation, biological process: meiotic chromosome segregation. The transcript has 9 exons. The record is from RefSeq and is a predicted model, not a curated record. Lineage: Eukaryota; Metazoa; Chordata; Actinopteri; Istiophoriformes; Xiphiidae. Bases 242 to 3157 code for a protein of 971 amino acids. Gene Ontology annotation, cellular component: nucleus; chromosome, centromeric region.
ACGCCCAACGGUUUAGGACACACCUCCAAUCGCAUGCGCAGACGCGCGGCGGACUUUUUGUUUAUGUUUAAAAUGGAUAAUGCGGUAGCUGUCGUUAGGAAGGUCAUAAUGGGCUUUAUUUAAUCAAUCCACGGCCACUAUCAAGGAAAUUUGCCGACAACAGGCGAAGUGUAUCGCAGGUUCACGUUUAACAGGGGUCAUUGAUUUCUUCAUUAAAGCAGCUCUUCAUGUUCAUCUGAUUAUGUUCACUGUGAAGACAAUGACACCUUCAAAAGCUUCCAAGCAGGCUUCAGCUGCAGCAUCAAAGAUCAAAAAUAAGAUCCUCAACACCUCGUCCUUCUUCAAGAUCUCUUUGAAGACCAAUAACAAGGCCUUAGCUCUUGCUUUGGAGGCCCAGAAGGAGAGGAGCAGGCAGCUGGAGAGGGAGAUUGUGUGCCUGCAGAAACAACUGGAGGCUCUGUGCUUCGAACUGGCCACCAGGAAAUACAAGGACAGGAAACUGCUCCUCAUCUUGAAAAACCUCCAUAGAAACACUCUGCAGCACUUCGACGUGGUGGCCGACUUAUUCUCCGACAGUGAUCUGCCUAAACUCUCUCAGGAUAACAAGACCUUAUUUGGUAACAUCAACGAUGAAAAUCUUGCAGUGGAAAGUCCUACAGAUCAGUUACCUCCUCGGCCAGAGAUGUCAAGGGAUUUGUUGUGUCCCAGAAAAAACGUAACAGCAGACCUGCCUGAAAAAAACAUGGAUGAGAAUGUCUUCCUUAUCCAGAGUAGACCCAUUAAGUCCACCGAUGCUUACAAUGAUAAUACAGACGUUGAGAAAAGGCUUUCGAGCCAGCGUAUCCAAGCUCCCCAGACAGGAACAUCCCGUCCAUCCAGCAGCCUAAGGGAUGAAGUAGAGAGGCUGUCGAUGAUCUUCUCUCAGUCAGGGUCGGACAUGAAGGCAGUCCUCUGUCCUCAGAACAGUCAAACCUCCUCGCUUCUCGGCACGUGUGAAAAAUCCCAACCAUUUCCCACAGAUAAUGUGAACCCUCCCUGUGGCUCAGUCAUGGAAACUGAACCAGAUCAUAGUAACAAACAAGAGAAAACUUUGCUCCUGAAUACAACAAUGGAGAUGACGCAGAGUAAUGCUCCCGAGAUAGUCACUGUGGAAACCAAGGCCAAAAAACCGAGGCCGAAAGGCCAGAAGAAAAAGGAAGAAGCCCGUGGGUCGAGUGUGGCUGAAAAUCCACAAGUGAAGAACUCUGCAGAUUCUAGGAUGAGUGAGGCUCAGACUGCUCCCGCUGACACUGUGUUACAGACAGAUGACCAGGCACUGGAGGAUAUCAGAGACCUAGAAAACAAGUGUCAGUCACCUAAAAAACAGUCUAGGAGUAUCCUUACCUCUCGCUUGCCCAAGUUGAGCAAGUCCGAAGCUGGCGGCUGUCAGAGAAUGGCAAAGGGGAAAUUCAAAUCACAUCACCACACCAAGUCAAAGACAGAGUCCUGUGACAUCGUCCUACCAGAUCUUGACGAUUAUUUCAUGGAUCCUGAAAAUAAAGUCUCCAAAGCCGGCGGAAGUGCAAAAUUACCGCCAGAGAAAGACACUGCAGAAGAAGAAGUGUCCAGGAUCACAUACAGGAGGUCCAGGGUCAAAGGGAGGAGGGUAUCUUCAGUCACCAGUAAAACUGUAUUCACUUUGCCAUCUCGUGAAAGCGAGAGCAGUGGUUCCAAAUUAGAACAGCCCCGUAAUGAAGAAGAAGAAGUUCGGGGAAAAUAUGAAGCAUGCAAAGACCAAGAGCAACCUGACGAGUUCCUGUUCACACGUCCAGAGUCCGUCUAUGUGAGGAGUCUUUCCCCUAGUGGCAAUCACUCACAGAGCAAAAUGAAGACCACAACAAAUUCUGGGGGAAGUCACAAAUCAAAAUGCAGAGGGACGUUUGUUAUCGCAGUGGCGAGAGAUAGCACCUCAUCGAACAGUGCAUCACCGCACGUGGGUGAUGUAGAGCAGGAUUUAAUGCCUUCCACAGGAUCCUUCCACUGUGAGGCAGAGGAGCCGCCAACAGUCCUUCAAUGUUCAGAAUCAGAUCCGCACAGGAACAGUGAUAGAGACUUUGUCAAGGAAACACAGAGCUCCUGUAAGCGUCCUUGGGUUGCCACGCAGGAUUCGGGGAUCUUUCGAGGAGACUUGGGAAGCAAUGAUAACCGUGAAGUACUGCUGCUGGACCAAGACUCUACUACAAGCACAGAGUUUCAGAAACCUAAAAAAGCCAGGAGAGAAGAAACCGGGCGAUCUGGCAAGAAGAAAGCAGCGCAGAGGAAGGAGUGUGAUGACCUUUUACAUGACAAGAAAAAGAGGAAUAAAAGCAGCCAUAGCAACAAAGGAUUAAGAUCAGAAAAGAAAGCACGUCGUCUUCAGGAAGCCAGUGAUGCCUCACCUCUCUGUGGCACUGACGAUCCUGAGAGAAGUGAAGAACAACUAGACCAUUUACAAGCGGCCGACAUCAGUGAAACGGAUGACAUCUUUGAGCACCUCUACGAUUCAAAACCCACCAAGUCAAAGUCCAGGAUGGAUUCCAAACCGAAAGAGUGUAGAAAGAAAUCCAAGCUGCACACACCCAAGGAAACUACAAAUCCAAGGGAGACGUUUGUUGUCUAUAGGCGGAAAACUCAAGACGGCAUUUCACUGAACAACGCCAGGACAUGUAAUGUGUCAGGCGCCUACAGUCACGCGGUGGACGCCGGUGACGAGGCAGUUCAUCCGAAUCUAGGAGACCUGCUGGCGGAUGAGACGCCACCGUGGCUGGCCAUGGAUGUUAGCACUGCGAACACCGAGGUGGACUCUCUACUGGCCAGUCCGAACAGGGAGGCAUCGGGCGGGGCGGCAGUCAUUGAGGAGUCUACCGCCGGCGCAGACCAAACCUCUCCAGCAGGAAGAGUCCUAACCUCCCUGACCAACACCAUUUCAACCCCAGACAGCGCAAACAGAGGCAGAACCAGGAGACGUAACGGUGUUGUCAGUUAUAAGGAGCCGCCCCUCAACAGCAAAAUAAGGCGUGGAGAUAAAUUCACCGACAGCAUGUUUCUGAGCUCUCCGGUGUUUAAGGAUGGCAAGAAGAAGAGGCAGAAGAAGACUGUGGCCAAGCCAAAGUUGGAAAGAUCCCUCUUUGUGGACUGAUUAUUUUCUCCCUUUUUUUUCAUAAUCUGGUUUAUUUUAAUAGUCGGUUUGCUUUAAAAGCUUAAUAAAGACCUUUUUAAUGAGUCUUUUAAAUCACUUAAACAGGUUUGCUGUCAAUCAUAUUUUGUAGUCUGGACUGGAGAGGUGCUCCUACGAUGCACAUUUCACCGAUGUGUAUAUUCUCCCAUCCGUUGCUCCGCUUGUUUUCCAGUGAUAUCUGCUGGGUAAUGGUCAGAGAGACUGGCGGGAGGUCUGUCAUAAAUUAUUCAGUCCAGGCCAUUUGCCUGAGAAACCUGAUCCACAUCAGAAAGGUUACCCGAUUCAGUGUUGCAUGACUGCAGGCGACCAUCUUUAGGGGUUUGUGUCCCUGGAGCUGAAGUGUCGUAAGCGUCUGCUUUUGUUGUAAAACAUCAGUUUCUGGUCGUACAGGACUGUGUGUGGUGAGUACAGAUGCUUGCCUGUUGAAUUUGUUUUGAAUAUGCCAGUUUUUUUGUUUUUUUUGUCUUC